AAGUGACUUGAUGUCAGGUAGUUAGAAAAACUGCGCUGUUAAUGUCUGCGAUGGUUUGAGUGAGCUUGGACAGCUAAUUGAAUCUUCAGCGUGUACGCUGCCUACAUUAUGUUAAAAUAUUUAAUUCUGACGGUAAUUUCUGCAUAUAUUGCAUUUCACAGUGUACAAUACUAUGAUUUACUGAGUAUUUAUGAAAAUACAGUGUCUCUGCUAUUUUCGGUGGGAACAAGCAAAGAAGUCCGACUUUUACGAGAAAACGAGCUUUCAUUUCAUAACCGUGAAUCGGACAGCAGCAAACUUUACCUUUCAGUACUGGGACAGGUUUUUGAUGUUAGUCGAGGGCGGGAGCACUAUGGACCAGGUGGUGGUUACCAUUUAUUUGCAGGUAAAGAUGCAUCUCGUGCCUUUGUGACGGGCGAUUUCUCAGAGACUGGACAAACAGAUGAUCUAUCUGGUCUUUCCCCUCAACAGAUAGUAUCUCUGUUCGACUGGCUGGCCUUUUAUCAGAAGGAAUAUGAACCAGUAGGCAGGCUGAUUGGACGAUACUACAACGAGAACGGUGAGCCCACAGCAGCCUUGCAGCAGGUUGAAGAGAUUCUGGCGGAAGGACUAAAACUCAAGGCUGAGACCCUGGCUCAGAGCAAACUCUUCCCUUCCUGUAACUCUGCUUGGAGUGAUGCCAGCGGUGGAAGAGUGUGGUGCACCACAAUGAGCGGUGGGGUGCAGAGGAGUUGGGCAGGUGUCCCCAGAAAACUGUUCUCCCCCGGAAGCAGUGGCUACCGCUGUGUAUGUGUACAGAGCGAAGACCCUACAGCACUGAACAGCCCCCUACUAAAGCAAUUUGAGGACUGCCCCUCUCUUGCAGAGUCCUGCCGUGUUAAAACCUUGUGAACCGGUCCACACCUCAUAUUCAAGCACAGCUGUGAAUAAGAGACAAUGGCUUAGGGGUUUCCCAAACUCAAGCCAAGGGCCUACCUUGCAUAUGCUGGAUUUUGAAAACCUAUAUUUACACGCUUCCCAUAUGUUUGUCCUUAUACGAGUCUCAGCAGAAUACUGAUUUGGAGCAUUGCCAUCUUUUUUUUUACUCUGCAUUUAGUCUAGUCUAAAGUUUAGCCUCAGUGAAUUUAUGUCCACACUGAUUUUCCCAACAUCAUAUUAAUACCUUAAAAACUGUAACAUUUUUGUAAAGGGAUUAGUUGCAUCGGCAUGAACAGCCAAGAUAGAAUAUCCAGAACUGACCAAAAUUCACUAGCAGGUCCUAACAUUAAUCUAUGCAAGCAAAUCUUUUUUUUAAAUUUUUUUUUUUACACACAAUACUGCUUUGGGGGAAAACUGCCCGAUUCUGAGCAUUUAACAGCUUGUUAUACUUGAGACAGCAUAUGCAGCAAGGCUCAAGAACCAAGUUUGAUACCAAGCCAUGAUAUAGACAAUGGGCCAAUCCAAUGGGAAAGGUGCUAGAUAUUUGGGUUUUCUUUCACUUGAGGAUGCUGCUCAGCAGUUCAGCUAGUAAAAAAAACAUUCCACACGUUCAUUGAUCGUCACCAAAGUACGGGACAUGUCUAUGGAACUGCAAGUGCUAUUGCUGCUGUGGCAUACUGACAUACAUUUGUAAUACAUACAUAUACAUUUAUAUACAUUUAUUUAAUAAAAUGACACUGGAAUGACACUGGCUAACUGCAAUGACAUUCUUAAAUAAAUACUAGAAGUCUAUAGCAGAAUGACAAUGCACUUUUUAGUUUUUUAAAUUUAUUUUCAGGUUUAAUUGUGAAUCUUGAGUUAAUAUUUGAACUACAUGUAUUUAUGUCCUAGGAAAUUGACCUUCAUGCACUUCUUGUGUUCCAUUGAUUAAAAAUGUUUUUUUAUGUUUAAGCUUAGUUCUGAUCAAGGUUUGGAAUGAAGAAAUAUGAAAUGAUCCAUUUAUGUUCAAGUAAAUUGGUAAAUCAAGAAAAGAUAAAAUAUUUUAUUUUUAGCUUAUAGUAUUUCAAGUAAUCCUAAAAUUCCACACACUGAAUACCAUUCAUUUGUAAACAAAAAUAUGCAAAUUAGCAUUUUUAAUCUUCAGGUUUACUGUUUUAUAAUCAAAGUAUGGAAUAAAUGAAGAAACAGUAAAUGAUUUUGAUGACUAGGUUUCUGUAUGUAAUAAAAAUUCUAAAAUUGCUUAACAUCUAUUCAAGCCAUCCCAAUGCAAACAUACAGGUUUAGGUUCCCUAGCGGUUUGACCCUUCAUGUUAAUAGCCAGACAUGACUUCUUUAAUGGUUUGUAGGUAUAUGAUUAUCAAAUUUGUAGUUUUCAACUACAAAUUUUGAAACUUUGUGGAUAUUGCAUCUGUGUCACUUAGAAUGUGUUAAAACUGUUCCCUACCUGAGAAUGCAAAGUGAACGAGACUGUAACAACCAAUCCCAAUAGAAUUAGACCCCUACUUCAAGUUCAAGUGACAAAAACGAUGACAUUUGAUUUAGGUGCUAGCUUCCUUUAAAACCAUGACUCCAAGCUCCUGUACCAUUGGUGUCUGCAAAUUGCAUUUUAAGAAUAUGUUGUUGUAAAUGUUGACAGAUGUUUACUGAAAUGUGAGUCUUUGUCUUCGUGAUCAUUGUCUCACAUUGUAAGUCAUGAUAUGUAGAAAUAGUCUGAUAGCCUGCUGUUAGAAGAUAUAGAAUCAGGUCAAUCAACAUUUGGUCUCUCUCUCACAUACACACAAUCUCUGGUAAUCCAAAGGUAGUAAUAUAAAAAGACCACUUUAAUUGAGCAUUGCUGUGCACUCAACGUGUUCACUCCAACAUGUAGGGAGAAUAAACAUGGCAGUUAUUCUGAAAAAUAA
This is a messenger RNA of Conger conger (European conger), 2819 nucleotides long. RefSeq names its product neuferricin. The coding region runs from base 109 to 891 and encodes 260 amino acids. Lineage: Eukaryota; Metazoa; Chordata; Actinopteri; Anguilliformes; Congridae. Gene Ontology annotation, cellular component: endomembrane system; membrane. The transcript is spliced from 4 exons. The record is from RefSeq and is a predicted model, not a curated record.